ACAAAAUAAAUACUAAACAAAGAUCUUACGAUACGACAAAUGAAAAUAAAUAAACAAAGCAAAGAAUUGAAAUACUUUGAGUGUUUGUGCUGCAAAACAUUUCUGAAGUUUAACAACCUAAAAUGCUGCAAUUUUUAAUGUUCAAAAUAUUGCACAAGAAAUACAAAAUCAAUUGAGUGCACGCCCUGAAAAGUGUCACUGAGAGACAGCAGAACAAUACGAAAAGCCAGGUCAGAGCAGGACAAAAGUCCCAAAUUGAAAAUCCAAAUCAAACGCCGAAGCACCGCACAACAAAUUUACGAACUUAGCCAGCCCAUACACAAAUAUUCACACACGCACACCCACCCACACACACACACACACACAUACACAAUGGCCGUGCCCUUUUAUCUGCCCGAGGGCGGCACCGAUGACAUUGCCUCGAGCUCAUCGGGCACCUCGGGCGUCUCCUCCUCCUCGUCGGCAUCCUCCUCGUCAGGCGCAUCCUCAUCGUCGGGCGUCUCCUCCUCGUCGGGGGCAUCGGAUGGCGCCAGCAGCGUCGCCUCACAGUCACCCAACACAACCACCUCGGCCACGCAGACGCCGAUGCAGUCGCCGCUGCCAAUGCAAACGGACCAGGUGCUAAUCGCCCUCUGCGAAUGGUAUCAGCAGCAUCAGCGACAUUACAUCGGUCAGGCGAAUACCUCGGCGCCGCAAAUCUUUCAGUAUCCGCCACCGCCCAGCCCCUCGUGCUCGAGUGCCCAGUCGCCCAGCUAUACGGGCGGGGAUGUAUUCUUUGCCCAUGGCAUUCAUGUGCCGCCGCGCACGCCUCGCACUAGCAUCAGCUUUGCCGCCGGGGAGGAGCUGAACUUCUUCCGGCAGCCAUAUCCGGCGCCGACAACGCCACAGCCAAUGCCACCGCAACCGCCGGCGCCGCAGUCGGCGCCACCGAUGCACUACAGCCACAGCUACCCGCAGGCAUCACACUUGCUGCAACAUCAUCCGGCCUCCUACGGGCACCCGCUGCCGGUUGGCGCCUACUAUGCAACCUAUACGCCGCCACCCACGCCGAACACUGCGAAUGCCUCCACCUCGACCUCGGGGGCUGCAUCGGUUGCGUCUUUUGGCCGGCACGGUUAUGGGCCGGCCAUGGCAUCGACUCCAUUGGCGCCAACUGGUCCCAAGAUGCGUCUGCAGCGCAGCCAAUCGGAUGCAGCCAGACGCAAGCGGCUGACCUCGACGGGCGAGGAUGAGCGCGAGUAUCAGAGCGAUCAUGAGACCAGCUGGGAUGAGUUUGACGAUCGCUAUGACAAUUUUACGGCCGGACGCGAACGGCUGCAGGAGUUCAGCGGACGCAUACCGCCGCGCAAGAAGAAGACCAGCAAUCCGGGCAACACCAACAAUACGCACCUCUGUGGCGGCGGCGACAAUGCCAACGAGAACGGCUACAGCCCACAGCGCGAAAGAACGACCAAGGAGAAGAAACAGCAAAGCUUCACAUGGCCAACAGUUGUCACCGUUUUUGUGCUUGCCAUGGGCUGUGGCUUCUUUGCAGCGCGAUGAGUGCCAAACAGCAGCAGCAACAAGAAGAAUAAGAACCAUAAAUAACCAUAUAUACUUAAUCCAUAGUGAAAUCAGCUUACGUAUUUUAUUCCCGUGUGCAUAUAUAUAUAUAUAUAUAAAUACAGUGAAGAACUUGCUGAUCUAGAGGAAAACGAGUCUUGAGUGUGUAUAAAGUUAAGGAGGUUGACGGGACACAAGAACAAUAUAAAUGUAUUUGUAUUUGUAUUCGUAUUCAUAUAUUCAUAUUUCUCUAUCAAAUGAUAAACUAUCCUUUAAGAAAACAAAACAUGCAACAACAAUUCAAACUGCUCAAUUGUAAUCUGUAGACUGGCUAAAGACUAAAAACGACAAAUGAUGAAUGAUAAAUAUUUUUGCUAACAUAAAUAUACGAGUAGAAAUAUUUAACACAUAUUUUUUGGUAACGCUUUUUCGAUGAAACAAAAAAACAAACGCGAGCAUAUUUUUGUAAACUCUAUAAGAAAAUGUCACAUACUAUAUAUAUAUAUUAAAUCUAUAUGUAAAAUUCAAGUAAAACUGUAAACUGCCAUCUUUUGAGAUACUUUUUGUAGGCCGGUCUUCCAGCAGUUCAAUGUCUGAGUUUGAUUAUUUCUUGCUACUUUGCAUUUAGCUUUGCAUUUCGUAAAAUCUAAAAAAAAAAA
This is a messenger RNA of Drosophila novamexicana, 2201 nucleotides long. RefSeq names its product cell death protein hid (gene hid). NCBI's taxonomy places the organism in Eukaryota, Metazoa, Arthropoda, Insecta, Diptera, Drosophilidae. The transcript is spliced from 4 exons. The coding region runs from base 373 to 1542 and encodes 389 amino acids. The record is from RefSeq and is a predicted model, not a curated record.